Durusdinium trenchii is the source of this 410-nucleotide messenger RNA. NCBI's taxonomy places the organism in Eukaryota, Dinophyceae, Suessiales, Symbiodiniaceae. The record is from the annotation of a GenBank genome assembly.
GUUGAAAUUGGCGAGGACAAUUUCACCUUUGAUGAUGAGGACCUCGAGGUAGAAGAUGAGGAUGACUCUUGGUUUGAUGACAUGGUUGCUAAGGAGCUAAAGUCAAACAGCGUGGUGCUUGUGGAGACUCCUGUGGAGACUCCUCUGACUGAUACUGUGAUCGAGGAAGACUCCCAACCUCCUUUUGAUCCCAAAGAGAGCACACCUGAAGGAGCCCGUCCAGUCGCACGCCCUUUGACAGCUGCGGCCACGACUGCCGUGAUUGAGCUGACAGAUUCUCCUGUAAUGAAGUGUGAAGCCAACCAGGUGGCGGAAUCCAGCGCAAGAAGGACUGCAGGGACCAAUGCGUUGGAGAUCCAAAAGCUCAAGGACAAGCUUCAAGAGUUGGAGAAAGUCAUCAGUCGCGUUCA